CUGGUAAUCAAUAUCAUAUCUCGUUUUGUUUUUAGGACACGCGAGGAGAUUGUUGGCUUGUUCUACAACCACAUAAAAGCGGUCAAUGAAAUUUAUGAGGGUACCAACUUUAAUGGGAUCAAGGGGCUCCAUUUCGUCAUUCAGAGAACAUCGAUUUAUACACCAGAAACUUGCGAUCGAGGUCGUCCUGUUGCUGGUAGUGACAAUCCCUUUUGUGAAGAAAAUGUAGAUGUAUCAAACUUUUUGAAUCUGAACUCACAACGCAAUCACUCCGCUUUCUGCCUUGCAUAUGCACUCACUUUUCGUGAUUUUGUUGGAGGUACUCUUGGAUUGGCAUGGGUGGCAAGCCCACAAUACAAUACUGCUGGAGGUAUCUGUCAAGUGUACCAGCGUUACAAUGAGGGAUCGAGAGGAUGGGUUUUUCGUUCUUUAAAUACAGGAAUUGUAACUCUUGUCAACUACGGGAACCGUGUGCCGACACGAGUUUCGCAGCUUACACUUGCACAUGAAAUUGGACAUAACUUUGGAUCACCACAUGACUACCCUUUAGGCAACUAUUUGAACGGUCUUACAUACUUUGAAUGCCAGCCAGGCCUGCCUGAUGGCAACUUCAUCAUGUUUGCUUCCGCAACAUCCGGUGACAAAGUCAAUAAUGCUAAGUUUUCGCCAUGUUCGGUGGCCAACAUCUCUAGCGUACUACAUGUAGUUCUGCAAUCUGUACCUAUUGAUCCCACUCGACAUGCUGGACCAGUUGGAGCUCUAAUGAAGCGUAAUUGCUUCCAAGAAAGAACAUCGGCGUUUUGUGGAAAUCAAAUUUGGGAACCAGGAGAGGAGUGCGAUUGCGGCUUUUCUCAAGCUGAUUGCGAUCAGAUGGGAGAUAAAUGUUGCAUGCCACACGAAUCAACAAGAAAUGGCUUUAGCGUGGUAGGGCCAUGUAAGAGG
Molecule: messenger RNA, 942 nt
Organism: Strongylus vulgaris
Lineage: Eukaryota; Metazoa; Nematoda; Chromadorea; Rhabditida; Strongylidae
Source: the annotation of a GenBank genome assembly